CUGGUGCUUCCCCAGGUCCUUGACGAUCCCUGUCCUCAGUCGCCCCUUUUCUUUCCCCUCCCCCGCUCUCUUUUUACCUCAUCCCUCAGUCUCCCGCUUCCAUUUUCCCUCCAGAUACCUCCUCUCCACCUCUUUCUUCCCAACCUCCCGCAGACCUCUCACUUUCCUUGCCCUUCAGUUCUCUCCGCCCCGGGUCUUUCCUUCCCCACUCUGGGCUCCCGCCCUGCUCCGACGACCUGUCCCCUGAGCUUCCAGCCUAUUUCUUUCCAUUCCGGACUAAAGUUUCCCAGAAGGCAGCGGAGAUGCGCGGGGAGAAUAAAUCCAGCCCGGGCUGAUGGGUAGCGGCGUCCAACGGAAGCCGGGCAGCCACAGGGGAACGUCCGGGCGCUGCGCUGCUUCGUCCUGCAGGCAAGGGGUGGGGUCCGGGGACAGGGCGCCCCCAGGUGGCGGCUCUCUAAUCCCUUUGUCAAGGCACCGUAGAAUGCUGAGGGAUUUCCCUGAGUGGAAAGAAGCAGUACAUCAGUCUUGGUUCCUGGAAAAUUUUUCUGUUGCCAGUCCUGAGGAGGUACCAGGAGCUCUAGAGACCCAGGACCAUGAACACUCUGAAUAGGAACCAGAUAGGCCCUGGAUGCAAGACCCAAGCCAUGUUGCAGAAAGGACCCUUGGACCUGAUUGAGACAGGCAAAGGACUUAAAGUGCAAACAGACAAACCCCAUCUAGUGAGCCUGGGAAGUGGACGACUCAGUACAGCUAUCACCCUUCUGCCGCUGGAGGAAGGGAGAACAAUGAUUGGCUCUGCGGCCAAGGACAUCACACUGCAGGGUCCAGGCCUGGCUCCUGAGCACUGCUACAUCGAGAAUCUGCAGGGCACCCUUACCCUCUACCCUUGUGGCAAUGCCUGUGCUAUUGAUGGGCUCCCUGUCCAGCAGCCCACCCGGCUCACUCAGGGCUGCAUGUUGUGCCUGGGUCAGUCCACCUUCCUCCGCUUUAAUCACCCAGCUGAAGCCAAGUGGAUGAAAAGCAUGAUUCCAGCAGGGGGCCGGGCUCCUGGGCCCCCCUACAGUUUUGGCCCAGCAGAAUCAGAAAGCUUGGUGAAUGGGAACCACACCCCACAGCCUGCAAACCAGGGGCCUUUGGCCUAUGCCAGCCACAGUUCCCUGGUGAGCUCUAUUGAGAAGGACCUGCAGGAAAUCAUGGAUUCACUGGUUCUAGAGGAACCUGGAGCUACUGGCAAGAAGCCUGCUGUAACUUCCCCACUUUUGCCUAUGGCUAAUGGUGGUCGUUACCUGCUAUCCCCCGCAACCAGCCCCGGCACCAUGUCUGUGGGCUCCAGCUAUGAGAACACCUCUCCAGCCUUCUCUCCACUCUCCUCACCAGCCAGCAGUGGAAGCUGUGCCAGCCACUCACCUAGUGGCCAUGAGCCAGUACCUUCCAUACCUCCGCUGAUACCUGCUCGUUCCUCAAGUUACCAUUUGGUUCUGCAGCCCCUACAGUCCCCACCUAGUGGUGGCCACUCCUCUGAGAGCCCUUGGCUGGGCAGGAAGGCAGGUAAUGAGAGGCCUCUGAGCCCUGGCCUCCGGGGUCUGCUGACAGACAGCCCUGCAUCUACUGUCUUGGCAGAGGCCUGCAGAACCACUGAGAAACCCUGGCUGGGUGGGCAGCUGCCUAUGGUGGCUAUCAGCCUGAGUGAAUACCCAGCUUCCAGUGCCCACAGCCAAUCCCCCAGCAUUCCUGGCAGCCCUAAGUUCCAGCCUCCAGUCCCUAUUCCCCAAAACAAAAUUGGCACACUUCAGGACUGCCCUCCCAGCCAUCUCCAUGAGCUGCCAGGCACUGAGCGGGUGUUGAGGACUAGCCCCUCACGCCAGUUGGUGGGCCGAACAUUUUCAGAUGGGUCAGCCACGCGCACCUUGCAGCCUCCUGAGAGUCCCCGCCUGAGCCGGCGGGGCCUGGACAGUAUGCGAGAACUCCCUCCUUUGAGCCCAUCUCUGUCCAGACGGGCUGUCUCCCCCAUGCCCUCUCGGACCACCCCAGAUCCCAAACGAACCAGGGAAGUGGCAGAGAGUCCCCGGCUCCGGCGCUGGGCAGCCCAUGGGGCUUCACCAGAGGACUUUUCACUGACACUAGGGGCACGUGGCCGUAGGACACGGAGCCCCUCGCCCACACUCGGGGAGUCGCUGGCACCUCGCAAGGGCAGCUUCAGUGGUAGGCUGAGCCCAGCCUACAGUUUGGGCUCUUUGACUGGGGCGUUGCCCCAGCAGAGCCCCCGUGCCCGGAGGAAGCUCUCCAGUGGAGACUUACAGGUGCCUGUCACUCGAGAACGGAAAAAUAGCAUCACGGAGAUCAGUGACAAUGAGGAUGACCUUCUGGAGUACCACCGGCGGCAGCGCCAAGAGCGGCUUCGGGAGCAGGAGAUGGAGAGGCUGGAACGGCAGCGCCUGGAGACCAUCCUCAACCUGUGUGCAGAGUACAGCCGGGCUGAUGGGGGACCUGAGGCUGGGGAGCUGCCCAGCAUUGGGGAGGCCACUGUAGCAUUGGCAUUGGCAGGCCGGAGGCCCUCACAAGGCCUUUCAGGGGCCAUUGUAACCUGUGGGCGGAGCAAUGAGGAGCCUGGAGGUACCACCCAGCGCCUGUGGGAGAGUGUGGAACGCUCAGAUGAGGAAAAUCUCAAGGAAGAGUGCAGUAGCACUGAGAGCACCCAGCAGGAGCACGAAGAUGCACCUAGCUCCAAGCUCCAAGGAGAGGUGUUGGCCCUGGAGGAGGAGCGGGCUCAGGUGCUGGGGCGAGUGGAGCAGCUCAAGGUCCGUGUAAAGGAGCUGGAGCAGCAACUGCAGGAGUCAGCCCGAGAGGCAGAAAUGGAGCAGGCGCUGCUGCAGGGGGAGAGGGAGGCAGAGUGGGCCCUGCUGCAGAAGGAACAGAAGGCAGUGGACCAGCUGCAGGAGAAGCUGGUGACCUUGGAGACGGGCAUCCAAAAGGAGAGGGACAAGGAGAGGGUGGAGCUGGCCACGGGACGGAGGCACCUGGAGGCCCGCCAGGCUCUCUACGCCAAGCUCCAGAUGCAACUCGAUAACUGCCCCGAGUCAGUGCGGGAACAGUUACAGGAGCAGCUGAGAAGGGAGGCAGAGGCUCUGGAGACAGAGACAAAGCUCUUUGAGGACUUGGAGUUCCAGCAGCUGGAGCGGCAGAGCCAUGUGGAGGAGGAGCGGGAGUUGGCCAGCCAGGGGCUUCUCCUGAGCAAGGCUGAGCUGCUCCGCAGCAUCACCAAGAGGAAGGAGCACCUGGCAAUCCUGGACAGUCAGGCUGGGCAGAUCCUGGCUCAGGCUGUGCAGGAGUCGGAACGCCUGGCCCGGAACAAGAAUGCCUCCCUGCAGCUGUUGCAGAAGGAGAAGGAGAAAGUGACUAUGUUGGAAAGAAGAUACCACUCACUCACAGGAGGCAGGCCUUUCCCAAAGACCACAUCGACCCUCAAAGAGGCUGAACUGCUCAUCUCUGAGUCCUCGGAGAAUGAGCUGGGGACUGCGGCUCUGAGCCUAUUCCCAGGGUCAUCUAAGGCUGGUGCCUCCUCUGUCCCUUUAACCCCACCUGCUUUCACUCAGCUCUGCCCCAAAGCACAAGAGAUGGAGAAGCUGCUGUUCCCUGCUGUAGACUUAGAGCAAUGGUACCAGGAGCUGAUGGCCGGGCUAGGGACUGGCCCCACUGCAGCCUCCCCUCGCUCCUCCCCCCCGCCUCUGCCCACCAAAGCUUUUUGUCAACUCCAGGUUUACCGCUCCAAGAUGGAUGGGGAAGCAACCAGCCCUCUGCUCCGUAACCGCAGUGGUCCCCUUCCCUCUUCCUCUGGCUCUUCCUCCUCCUCUUCCCAGCUCAGUGUGGCUACCCUGGGUCGUAGCCCCUCCCCAAAGGGUGCUCUACUCACCCAGAAUGGCACAGGAAGCCUUCCUCGCAACCUGGCAGCCACACUGCAGGACAUUGAGACCAAGCGCCAGCUGGCCCUGCAGCAGAAGGGGCAGCAGGUAAUUGAAGAGCAGCGGCGGAGAUUGGCUGAGCUGAAGCAGAAAGCAGCAGCUGAGGCUCAGUGCCAGUGGGAUGCCCUGCAUGGGCCAUCCCCCUUCUUGGCAGGCCCCUCAGGCUUCCCCUCACUCAUGCACCACUCCAUUCUGCACCACUUGCCAGCUGGGCGGGAGCGUGGGGAGGAGGGUGAACAUGCCUACGACACACUGAGCCUGGAGAGCUCUGACAGCAUGGAAACCAGCAUCUCCACAGGAGGAAACUCAGCCUGCUCCCCUGACAAUGUGUCCAGUACAAGUGGCCUGGAUACCAGCAAGAUUGAGGAGAUGGAGAAGAUGCUGAAAGAAGCUCACGCGGAGAAGAGUCGGCUUGUUGAGUCGAAGGAGCAGGAGAUGGAGCUACGGCAUCAAGCCCUGGAGGAGGAGCGGAAGCAGCGGGAGCGGGUGGAGCGGAAGCUUCAGAGUGAGAGCACUAGGAGGCAGCAGCUGGUGGAGAAGGAGGUCAAGAUGCGGGAGAAACAGUUUUCUCAGGCACGACCCUUGACCCGCUACCUGCCAGUCCGGAAGGAGGACUUUGAUCUGAAGACCCACAUCGAGUCCUCAGGCCAUGGUGUCGAUACCUGCCUGCACGUGGUACUCAGCAGCAAGGUCUGCCGAGGCUACUUGGUCAAGAUGGGCGGCAAAAUUAAAUCAUGGAAGAAGCGCUGGUUUGUCUUCGACCGGCUCAAGCGUACCCUUUCCUAUUAUGUGGACAAGCAUGAGACAAAAUUGAAGGGGGUCAUCUAUUUCCAGGCCAUCGAAGAGGUAUACUACGAUCACCUGCGCAGUGCAGCCAAGAGCCCGAACCCAGCCCUGACCUUCUGUGUGAAGACCCAUGACCGGUUGUACUACAUGGUGGCCCCAUCUGCGGAGGCCAUGCGCAUCUGGAUGGAUGUCAUUGUCACCGGGGCUGAGGGCUACACUCAGUUCAUGAACUGACUGUUGUGGGCCUCCUGGACCCAUGCCUGACCACCUGCUGCUCUGCUUGCCCCUGGAGACAGAGUAACACCCUGGGCCCCAGACCUCACUGGGUGCUUCCAGAGGCCCUGGGAAAGUAGAACAUAACUGGUGCUUUUGUAUAAGAAGAGUUUGCAAUGUUAUCUAAGGAACUCAUUCUGGGAGUUUCUGAGCUUGAGCUUCCUAAAGAAUCAGUCAGGAGAUCAAAGGUAGGGAAGGGGCUUUGUAGCCUCCUUAGAGCCCAGCACUUGCAAUAACUCUUCAGGGUCCUGUGCUCCUUGGCCUGUGUUCUCUUUUGUAAAGGACAGUUAUGGUACCAGAAUUGGCCAAAGAUUCCCUCUUGCCUCAGCCCCCUUUGCAGGAGCAUUGGGGCUGAGCAGUACCACAUCCAGAGUGGGGCGACAGCUCAGGCAGUUUCUAUCUCAAACCCUGCUCUUACCCCUUUGUUUUCCCACAUCCAUAUUUUUAAAAAAGAUUUCAUUUGUUCAUUUCCAGAGAGAGGGGAAGAGAGGGAGAGAGACUUCACUGUGUGGUUGCCCUUUGAGUGCCUCCCACUGGGGACCGGUGUUGCCACCGGUCUACAACCCAGCCCUGACUGGGAAGUGAACUGGUGACCCUUUGGUUUGCAAGCCGGCACUCGAUCCACUGAGCCACACCAGCCAGGGCCCGCAUUCAUAUUUUUUUUACCUUGCUCAAGGGUCAGAGACCAAGUUUUAUCCUUGAGGUUUGGGCCCCAUACCCUUUUUGCAGACCCAUUGCCAUGGUCACCACUGUAACUGCUUCAUUGCUAUGGUUACAUACUAAUUACGUUGGCUCCAUAGCUCAGCAGCUUAGCCCACUGCUUAAGCUGUGGGCCCAUGUGAGGGUACAUGUGCCAUCAUCUCUCCAGCCCAGGCUGCUGGGCAUCUCAUGCUGUGGGAAGGAACUGAAAACCUCCCUGUACCAGCCUGUGUCUCUAGGCCCUGAUAUACAACCUGUUGGCCCCUUGGGCGAGCCCUCUCCCUUCCACUUGUGCCUUCCUUAGAGCCAGAAGGGAUGAAACCAGGGUAUCUAGAUCCAGAGAAGUGAUAUGGAUGACUGAGAAAGCUAGAAGGGCUGAGUUUCUGACAGGGACGGAGGGCUACUCCAUGAGAAAACCUGAGCGGGAGAGGAGCAGCAAAGAAGGAAGGCCUGGAAGCCCAGCUUCCCUACUUCAGCCACAGAAGGAUGAUGAAAAUGGAGAGCAAAGGACUAGGCCUCAGCAGUCUGGCCUCAGUCCUUCCCGCCUUAACACUAAUCCCACCUCCCUGCUCCCUUCUCCAGCACUGGGCCAUGGUUGCUGGGUCCAGGCUGGGUGAUUUGCAAUAUUUGUAAGCAUCUCAACAGAACAAUAAAGCAUUUGAAGUAUGUU
Molecule: messenger RNA, 6387 nt
Organism: Phyllostomus hastatus (greater spear-nosed bat)
Lineage: Eukaryota; Metazoa; Chordata; Mammalia; Chiroptera; Phyllostomidae
Gene: PHLDB1
Product: pleckstrin homology like domain family B member 1
Exons: 25
Coding region: 594-4979 (1461 amino acids)
Biological process (GO): regulation of microtubule cytoskeleton organization
Cellular component (GO): basal cortex
Molecular function (GO): protein binding
Source: RefSeq, a predicted model, not a curated record